AAGAACAGGAAUAUAGUAAACAAAAUCAUCUCCUUCUCCAUAUAAGGAAGGAGGGGCCAUUCUAACAUUACCAUCUUCACCACAAUCCCCCUGUCUUGUGUCUGUCUCUUUUAACACCUGUGACCAGAAGUCAGUAGCCAUGGCAGAUCUGAAGUCAACGUUCUUGAAUGUCUACUCUGUUCUCAAGAAAGAGCUUCUUGAGGAUCCUGCUUUCGAAUGGAGUCCUGAUUCUCGUGAUUGGGUUGAUAGGAUGUUGGACUACAAUGUGCCUGGAGGGAAGCUAAAUCGAGGACUAUCUGUGAUUGACAGCUACAAAUACUUGAAAGAAGGAAAGGAAUUAACGGAAGAUGAAAUCUUUCUCACAAGUGCUCUUGGUUGGUGUAUUGAAUGGCUUCAAGCAUAUUUUCUUGUUCUUGAUGACAUUAUGGAUAGUUCCCAUACAAGGCGUGGUCAACCCUGCUGGUUUAGGUUGCCCAAGGUUGGUCUUAUUGCAGCAAAUGAUGGGAUUCUGCUUCGCAAUCACAUCCCUAGAAUUCUCAAAAACCACUUCAGAGACAAGGCAUACUAUGUAGAUCUCCUCGACUUGUUCAAUGAGGUUGAGUUUCAAACAGCCUCUGGACAGAUGAUAGAUCUGAUUACAACACUCGAAGGAGAAAAGGACUUGUCCAAGUACACUUUGUCUCUACACCGGCGAAUUGUGCAGUACAAGACCGCCUACUACUCAUUUUACCUUCCUGUUGCAUGUGCAUUGCUCAUGGCGGGUGAGAAUCUGGACAACCAUGUUGAUGUAAAGAAUAUUCUUGUUGAGAUGGGAACUUACUUCCAAGUACAGGAUGAUUACUUGGAUUGCUUUGGUGCUCCAGAGACAAUUGGCAAGAUAGGAACAGAUAUUGAAGAUUUCAAGUGCUCUUGGUUGGUUGUGAAGGCUUUGGAGAUUUGCAACGAAGAGCAAAAGAAACUAUUACAUGAAAACUAUGGGAAAGCUGACCCGGCAAAUGUAGCAAAAGUGAAGGCCCUCUAUCAUGAGCUGAACCUUCAGGGUGUAUUUGCGGACUAUGAGAGCAAAAGCUAUGAGAAACUGAUAGCUUCUAUCGAAGCUCACCCUAGCAAAGCAGUGCAAGCAGUGUUGAAGUCCUUCUUGGCUAAAAUUUACAAGAGGCAGAAAUAGAGAAAUGCAAACAGAAGUUGGAUGAUGCAGAAGAAUGCAAGUCUUAUACAUUUUUCCAAUUUGUAUUUGUAGUUUCCUAACUGAGGGUGAUUGUUCUUCUUGUAUCCUAUCCCUCUUGGAACCAUUUUGGUAGUGUUGGUGCUUACCUUCUUUUUUGUUUUUCUUUCCUGAAACAAUGCUGGUGCUUGCCUUUUUGGUCAUUGAAUAAACAGUGGUCAAUCAUUAUUCAUUAAUAAGAUUGAAGCUGUUUGACCUA
Populus trichocarpa (black cottonwood) is the source of this 1424-nucleotide messenger RNA. Its product is annotated as farnesyl pyrophosphate synthase 1. The record is from RefSeq and is a predicted model, not a curated record. The transcript is spliced from 12 exons. Bases 140 to 1168 code for a protein of 342 amino acids. Gene Ontology annotation, molecular function: dimethylallyltranstransferase activity; (2E,6E)-farnesyl diphosphate synthase activity. Gene Ontology annotation, cellular component: cytoplasm. Gene Ontology annotation, biological process: trans, trans-farnesyl diphosphate biosynthetic process. Lineage: Eukaryota; Viridiplantae; Streptophyta; Magnoliopsida; Malpighiales; Salicaceae.